Brettanomyces bruxellensis is the source of this 540-nucleotide messenger RNA. RefSeq lists its product as uncharacterized. The coding region runs from base 1 to 540 and encodes 179 amino acids. The record is from RefSeq and is a predicted model, not a curated record. The transcript has a single exon. Lineage: Eukaryota; Fungi; Ascomycota; Pichiomycetes; Pichiales; Pichiaceae.
AUGAAGUCGAACGACCGGAAAAUUUUAGAGAAUCUGGUGCAAAAUUUGUUUAAAGUCCAAGAAUCGCCAGAUUCGGGCUCGGAGAAUGAAGAACUAAAGUUGAAUGAAGAUAGCCUAUUGAUUUUACAGGCGUGGCUUGGUAGUAACUUUCUAAGUAGCUCACUCGCCUUGCUAGAAUCCAACAAGCUUGUGAUAAUCGAGCAUAAUGGACUAAAGCUGCUCUUAUGCUUCAAGCAUAUUGAUAAUAUCGAGCACAUUGACCAAGAUCAUAUACUGACUCUGAUCUUGAACAAUGUAGACGCACUAAGUACUGAACAGCGGAAUGCCCGCGAUGCAUUGGACUCGGUAACACAUAUCUGUACAUGUGGAGCCACUUUUCGCCCUGAUUUUAAGCCUGCAGUUGGUUGCAUACACACGUUGGCAUGGUAUAUUUACAACCAUCACUCUAAAAUAUUGCUUAGAUUCGUGCCUACGGUGAAAGUUAAUGAUAGCACUAAAUGGAUAAACAUACAGGAUGCAAUAUAUAAGAACUCUGCAUGA